This is a messenger RNA of Haplochromis burtoni (Burton's mouthbrooder), 3252 nucleotides long. RefSeq lists its product as uncharacterized. The record is from RefSeq and is a predicted model, not a curated record. Lineage: Eukaryota; Metazoa; Chordata; Actinopteri; Cichliformes; Cichlidae. Gene Ontology annotation, molecular function: protein binding. The coding region runs from base 146 to 1861 and encodes 571 amino acids. The transcript has 22 exons.
UCACAAUCAACAAGUUACAAGCUAUUCAGAGGGACUGGGCAUUAUUGUCCUUAAAACAAUCGAAGUGCCUUGAAGGUAUUUUUGGUAUUGGAUCUGAGGUGUUUGGAUUUUGAUCACAGCUUUCCCCCCCUCUUGCUUCACGACAAUGGAGCACAAACAAGGAGCAUUUGUGCUGCUGAAGAUACAUUUGCUCUGUGUACUCUUUAUCUACGGACAGUCUAGUGUAAAUUGCAAAAAAGGAACCAAAGAUUCUCUGACUGACACCAGCCAUCAUCCUCAGGACAUUCAGAGAGAUCAGAUGCAGAGAGCUGUGGUACUGGAGCAUCGAAGAGCUCCUCGAGAUGUAAAUGAUAGACUACAGAAGCUAGAGAUAAGGGUGGGGGAGAUGGCUCGGGUGCUGGAUGAGGUCAGAGCUCAGACUGACAGACUGUUGAGCCUGGAGAAUAGGAUGGAGGAGCUGGCUCGUAAGCUGAAUGUGGCCACUAGAAAUGAUAGCCUGCAACAUCUGGAGGAUAUAUCAAGGGAGCUGGAUCGCAUGCAGAAAACGAUCAACACUCAGACUGACAACCUGUUGAGGCUGGAGAAUAGGAUGGACAAGCUGGCACAUACACUGAACGUGGCCAUUCAAAAUGAUAGCCUGCAACAUCUGAACAAUAUCUCAAGGAAGCUGGAUCGCAUGCAGAAAAUGUUCAUAGCUCAGACUGACAAACUGUCGAGGCUGGAGAAUAGGAUGGACAAGCUGGCACAUACACUGAACGUGGCCAUUCAAAAUGAUAGCCUGCAACAUCUGGAGAAUAUCUCAAGGAAGCUGGAUCACAUGCAGAAAACGGUCAAAGCUCAGACUGACAACCUGUCGAGGCUGGAAAAUAGGAUGGACGAGCUAGCACGUACACUGAACGUUGCCAUUAGAAAUGAUAACCUGCAACAUCUGGAGCAUAUAUCAAGAGAGCUCGAUCAUAUGCAGAAAACCGUCAAAGCUCAGAGAAAUGACAGCCUGCAAAAUCUGGAGGAUAUAUCAAGAAAGCUGGAUCAUAGGCUGCACUUGGUCAGUGUUGAGAUACAUGUGAUAAGGACAAUAGAGAGUGCCCAUCCCGGCCAUGCCCUACUCAGAACUGUGCAGAGAAUGUGCCCGGCUGUCCAACACAUACAUGUGAUACGGGCAAGAGGGAGUGCCCUCCUCAAGACUGCAAAGAAGAGAAUUUACCUGGACACUGCACUGAGCAAACCAGAAGACGGUUAUGUUCGCUGUGAGAGGGAGCAGUGUUACACUCCCUGUAGAAACCCUACUGCUCCUCCUCCAAAUACCUGCUGUCCAGUCUGUGAAGGCUGUGAUGUGAAUGGACAUGAAGUCCCCAAUGGAGCUGUGAUCCCUGUUGGAGACCCCUGUGAAGAGUGUAGAUGUGAGAAUGGAAAUAUGGUGUGUUCACACGUUUACUGUCCUGCUCCAUCUUGUCACAAUCCAGUGUAUCAUGCUGAGGAGUGUUGUCCACGAUGUGAACAGUGUGAAUAUGAGUCCAAAGUGUAUGGAAAUGGAGAAAGUUUCACCUCAAAGAGUGACCCCUGCCUCCAAUGCUACUGCUCUGCAGGUGAAGUGUUUUGUAGAAACAUGGCUGCAUCAUGUCCUACAUCACACUGUACUCAUCCAGCUAGGCACAGAGGAGAGUGUUGUGCCUCAUGCAAUGACUGUCAGUAUGAUCAGAGGGUGUAUGCUAAUGGGGUAAUGCUCAGGCUUCCUGGGAGUGGACCCUGUUUGCACUGCAGGUGUAAGGGUGGGAAUAUAACUUGCCAUGAGAAGAAGUGCCCUCCUGUCCACUGCUCCAACCCGAUUACACAUCCACAUCUUUGUUGUCCAAGCUGCUAAAGAAAUUUCUGACUCACACACACACUUACAGUGCAUGUGCUGCUUACAAGGAUGUUUUAGGAAGACCGAGGUUGGUGCCAGUAUUCUUUUUUUUUUUUGUAAAUAAUAGCCUAACAGCUCUGGAUCAGCAUGAGGCUAUGUGGCAAAUCCUGACAAGAAACCACAGGGGGAUGCCCAGCGGAGAGACUAAAAUAUUCCCCUAUGUUUUGAGGGUAAAUGGGAAUCAUAUCACUGCAACUGGCUUAUUUCACGUUGAACAGCCUGUUUGUUUUGUCUCACAACUGUGUAUGUUUUUUUUAUGGGUAAAUCUUGUUUUAUGCAUUUCAGCAUUUUCUCAAAUCUUUUAGUAAACCUCAUUAAACAGCAUAUCACAUAUAUAGCAGUAAUAGACAUUUUAAGUCACAUAAAUUUCUCGUGUAUUUGAGAAAUGUCACAUUUAUCACACAUCACUAAGACAUCAGUGCCGAUCAGUAAGAUUUGAGUAUUGAUAUAAGAUGAGUACUCUAAGUGUGUGCUGAGAUAUUACUGUAAAUUUUUAUAUAUAGUUUUUCUGAUUCCGAGUAUGACAGAAGACAGAUACCUUGUGGCAAAAGAUGGGCUGGCUUUGAAUGGAGUGAAGUACACAAGUCUGUGGGAUCUCACAGGACACUCAUCGGAGAAAGUGUUUUAGAAGAGAUUGUACACAAGGAGAGAACUAGAACAUGACAAAUUUUCUGAAUAUCUGCCGCAGUACAUCAAAGUGUAAAAUUCUGCAAUUUUAUGAUCCUGAGUGUUUGAGUCUGCAUGCUUACUACAACAACGGCCAGGCUUUGCUGCUUGUCUAUGCUAUUGUUUUGCUAUUACAAACAAAAAGUAAAUCAGGCCUUCAAGCCCAGUUUUUGGUAUUACCUAUUCUGUAUUUUGGGGCUAAACAGUAAUCAGUAAUCAGAUACAGGGUACCUGCCAGCUAACGAAGAAGUCAAAACAGUAAGAUAAUGCCACCAUCUGCUUCAUUUCUUGUAACUAUAACUUAGCCACAGUCCAAGUACAGUUGACAUUGACUAUACAUAGAAAGGCUAUUUCAGUUCACUAAAGUUAAUCAGAGACAUUUUUGAAGAAAGAAAAAGAUUGACUGUGUUACUUCCUACUACUCAAAAACCACCAGAUUCCAGUCAGGUUGCCAGAACCUUGGACCAGAAGUAGUACGAUAACAUAAGUAUCCAUAAAACAUAUUUCAUCAUCUCAUCCAAGUCAUUUAUACUGACAGAGAUUAAAGAGUUCAGACUGGCUCGUGAUGUCAUCAGUAAACGCUAAAGAAAAAGAGAAAAACUGUGUUACUUACGUAGUCAGCUACUUCCGUGCAACUGAUAUAAGAUGCGUUAAGCUGAACACAGCUUCAACCGUCUGUUUGU